AUGGCUCCCACAAAAGACACCGCCGCAUACAUACAGGAGCUGGCCACCCCGCCGCCUCCCGGCUCUCCUUACGGCGUGCCAAUCCCCGGUUCCGAGAAGGAAGGUCGCAGCGCCAUCUACCGUCAUUGGCGCUUCCGCGACGGCCCUCUGCUGUCCACCUUUGAUCCCGCCGUUCAGACCGUUCACGACCUGUUCGAGGAGUCUGCCAAGAAGCGCCCCAACUCGAGGUGCCUGGGCCACCGAGCCUGGAAUCCCGCGACCAAGGACUGGGACAACAAGUACACCUGGGCGACGUACGCCGAGGUUGCCGAGCGCCGCAAGAACUUUGGCGCUGGUCUCGUAGAGAUCCACCAGAAGAUUGGCAUCACCAGCGACCACUACGGCGUUGGCCUGUGGUCCCAAAACCGCCCCGAAUGGCACAUCACCGAUCUCGGCGCGGCGUCCCAGUCCCUCUUCACCGUCUCUCUGUACGAGACCCUCGGCCCCGAUACGACCGAGUACAUCAUUAACCACGCCAACUUGGCUUGCGUCGUCACGACUCUGCCGCACAUUCCCGUUCUGCUGAAGCUCGCGCCGAGGCUCCCCUCUCUCAAGCUCAUCGUCAGCCUCGACUCCUUGGACGCCGGCGAGCCGGCUGGCUACUCUAAGCUGUCUGUCCUGAACGGCAUCGCUGCCCAGCAUGGCAUCCAGAUCCACUCCAUGGCCGGCGUCGAGGAGCUUGGUCUCAAGUCUGGCCGCCCCAUGCGCCCCCCGCGUUCGACUGACUAUGUCACUAUCAACUACACUUCGGGAACGACCGGCAUGCCCAAGGGUGUCGUCCUGACUCACGGCAACGCCGUUGCUGGUCUUGCAGCUGCGAGAUCGUCUGGUACUGUCACUCACAAGGACGUCCACAUCUCUUACCUGCCCUUGGCUCACAUCUACGGAAGGAUGGUUGAUCAAACCGCCCUGGCCGAGGGUGCUGCCGUUGGCUUCUUCCGUGGUGACAUCAUUGGGGUUCAUGUCCGUCCCCGGUUGUACAACCGCUUCAACUCGGCCAUCCGCUCCGCCACCAUCGAUGCCGACGGUGUCAAGGGAUCCCUGUCCCGCCAGGUCAUCAGCACCAAAAAGGCAAACAUGAAGCUGCCUAUUGGCAAGGCGAGCAACUCUCACUUUUUGUACGACAGGAUCUGGACUCCCAAGGUUCGUGCCGCUGUCGGCCUCAAGAAGGCUCACAGCAUGGUGAGCGGUAGCGCUCAGUUGGACCCCGACGUGCAUGAGUUCCUCCGGGCUGCCUUUGGCAACCACUUCGUACAGGGAUAUGGCCUGACGGAGUCGUACGCCGUCUCGACGGUCCAGCUGAAGGGCGACUUCAGCUUGGGCAACAUUGGACCGCCCGCCUCUUGCAACGAGAUUUGCCUGGAGUCCGUCCCCGACUUCGACUACUUUGUCACCGACAAGCCGUACCCGCGCGGCGAGAUUCUUCUCCGCGGCCCCAGUAUCUUCCAGGAGUACUACAAGAACGAGGAGGAGACGCAGAAGGCCCUCGAUGCCGACGGCUGGUUCCACACCGGAGAUAUUGCCGAGGUUGACAACAUGGGUCGCUUCAAGAUUGUCGACCGCAAGAAGAACGUGCUCAAGCUCUCGCAGGGAGAGUACAUCUCCCCCGAACGCAUCGAGAACGUCUACCUCGGUAGCUCCAACCUGGCGGCCAUGGCUUACGUCCACGGUGACCCGGCCCAGUCGUCGCUCGUUGCCGUCUUCGGCGUCGACCCCGAGAACUUUGCGCCGUUCGCCAGCAAGGUCUUGAAGAAGACGAUCGACAAGACCGACAUCCCAGCGAUCAAGGCUGCUGCCGUUGACCCCAAGGUCAAGAGGGCUUUCCUCGCUGAGCUUGACAAGAUUGGCCGAAGCCACAAGUUCAACAGCUACGAGCGCGUACGCAACGUCUACCUCACGAUUGACCCCUUCACCAUCGAAAAUGAGCUAUUGACGCCUACCGGAAACAGGCUUAAGUUGAAGAGGCCGCAGGCCGCUAAGGCGUUCCGCGCGCAGAUCGAUCAGAUGUACGAGGAGAUCAACGCGGAGCCUUCGGCUAAGCCCAAGCUUUGA
This is a messenger RNA of Colletotrichum spaethianum, 2091 nucleotides long. RefSeq names its product long chain acyl-CoA synthetase 7, peroxisomal. The transcript is spliced from 4 exons. The record is from RefSeq and is a predicted model, not a curated record. Gene Ontology annotation, biological process: long-chain fatty acid metabolic process. The coding region runs from base 1 to 2091 and encodes 696 amino acids. Lineage: Eukaryota; Fungi; Ascomycota; Sordariomycetes; Glomerellales; Glomerellaceae. Gene Ontology annotation, cellular component: endoplasmic reticulum; membrane. Gene Ontology annotation, molecular function: long-chain fatty acid-CoA ligase activity.